UCUCUAUUAAGAUGGAGCCUGUUUUUCAUUUCAAGCAAUGUUAACCGUGUGCCUCAAUUUAAAUGGGCACUGUCACCAACUUUUUUUUUUUAUAUGUUGUAGAACAUAUGUACUACAACAUAUCUCUAAUAUAGUUUCAUUAUUUUUUUUUUUUAUUAUAAGGGUGUAAUUUACAUUUGAAAACCGGCCACUAGGGGUCUCCCUCCUAGUGGCCGGCUGCAGCCUGGAGUGAUGUCACGCCUGAAAAAGGACUGAUUUUGGCCUGGCAAUCAGUUCUUUUUCAUUUAUGCUGCUCUCGCUCCCUGCCUAUCAAUCAGACAGGCGGGAGCGAGCGCAUUGGCUCCCCGGCCACUGGCUGGGAGGCCACUCCUCCCGCACAUCGCCGCCGCCUCGUCGCCCCCGCUGUCCCUGCACGCCCGCUGCCGCAUUCCAGAGGUUUCAUGCCAGAAACAGACAACGCCUUCCCAGCAGUACUUUGGACACAACAAACAUACAGGAUCAUCUCGGUGUGCAGUUAUUCGGCAUUACUUGUGCUCCUUUGUUUUUAAGCUCAUCAGCAGUAUGUCGGAUUUUACAAAUACAAGUGAAUAUGAAGAGAAGUUUGAUCCCCGGCUGUAUCUGGAAACGUAUUUCCAUUUGGGAUCAGGUAGCCUGGCUGAUGACUUCCUGAGGUUUGUUCUUGAAAAUUUCAACAACACUUUUAAAUCAGGUGCUGUGAAAGGAUGUAAACUUAUUGACAUUGGUACUGCCCCCUCCAUAUACCAACUUCUUUCAGCUUGUGAAACCUUUGAUGAUAUUACAGUUACUUGGCAUACUAAAAGAGAACUGCAAGAGCUGCAGAAAUGGCUGAAUAAUGAACCUGAUGCAUUUGACUGGUCCUCUAUAAUAAAACAUGUUUGUGAAAUUGAAGGAAACAGGAUGGGCCAGAAAGAGAAAGAGGAGAAACUGAGAGAAAAGAUAAAACAAGUUUUGAUGUGUGAUGUGAGUAAGAACAAUCCAUUGGCCCCUCAUGAAGUGCCCGGAGCUGAUUGCCUUACAACAACUGUUUGCCUGGAAGCUGCUUGCAGGAGUUACGAUUCUUAUGCGACUGCUCUAAAGAAUCUUUCUCAUCUUCUCAAACCAAAGGGAACCUUGCUAAUGGCGGGAGACCUUGGAGCUAAUUACUACGAAGUUGGUUCCAAUAAAGUUUUCUCUCUUCCUGUCAAUGAGAAGUUUCUGAAAAAAGCCAUUAGUGAAAGUGGAUAUGAGAUCAUACAACUGGUAUCUUUCGGAAAGCCAGAAGAUGCUGAAUUUGGCACCUCAGAUUAUGAGGGAUUUUAUUUUGUACAUGCUCAAAAAAUAUAAUAAACAUAAGCAUUUGAUCUUUGUGUACAAAUAGGGUGGAUUCACAUAUGGCAAUUGCAGAUUUCAGUGCAAUUUCUGUGUCAUUCUUCUAGAAUUCACAUUCUUGCCCUUGAAUAACCCCAUUCAGAUGGAACUGAUUUUCACAUAACUUUUUGCCAUGAAAUCUGCCUUAUGUAUCUACCCUUUAUCUAGGUAAACUGUAUUGGAGUACUGGUUAAGCAAAAUAUAUAUAGAACAAUUCAUAUGUAUAAUGUGAGUUCAUCUUGUUAAAAAAAAAUCUUAA
This is a messenger RNA of Hyla sarda, 1627 nucleotides long. Its product is annotated as nicotinamide N-methyltransferase-like. The record is from RefSeq and is a predicted model, not a curated record. Gene Ontology annotation, cellular component: cytosol. Gene Ontology annotation, molecular function: N-methyltransferase activity. NCBI's taxonomy places the organism in Eukaryota, Metazoa, Chordata, Amphibia, Anura, Hylidae. Bases 562 to 1344 code for a protein of 260 amino acids. The transcript has 4 exons.